AUGUUGAACUCCUCACGAGUGAAUUCACCGGUACCGAGGUCGGUAAAGUCAGUCGACAAUAUGGCCUUGCCCGGUCAACCCCCAAUUUCGCUGGAUCACUUGGCUGUCCACGUGACCAACCUCAAGUCCUUUGACAACAAUGGUCUCUACAAGGAGUACGAGGCUAUCGAUCCGGGCUCCGGUUACACCUGGCAGAAUGCGAAUCUGGACCUGAAUAAACCGAAGAAUCGUUAUGCAAAUGUGAUUGCCUACGAUCACAGCAGGGUUCUUCUGCGGCAGCUUCCAGGCAUUGUCUGUUCCGACUACAUCAAUGCGAACUACAUUGACGGCUACCAACGCCAGAAUGCCUAUAUUGCUACUCAGGGUCCGCUUCCGGAAACGUUCGCCGACUUUUGGCGGAUGGUCUGGGAGCAGAACUCCCGGAUCAUCGUCAUGAUGACCCGACUGGAAGAGCGUGCCCGCCUGAAAUGCGAUCAGUACUGGCCG
Molecule: messenger RNA, 486 nt
Organism: Dibothriocephalus latus
Lineage: Eukaryota; Metazoa; Platyhelminthes; Cestoda; Diphyllobothriidea; Diphyllobothriidae
Source: the annotation of a GenBank genome assembly